Messenger RNA from Meriones unguiculatus (Mongolian gerbil), 4318 nucleotides. It is a transcript of the gene Dhx33, whose product is annotated as DEAH-box helicase 33. The coding region runs from base 140 to 2230 and encodes 696 amino acids. Gene Ontology annotation, molecular function: ATP binding; RNA binding. The transcript has 12 exons. Gene Ontology annotation, cellular component: nucleolus; intracellular anatomical structure. Gene Ontology annotation, biological process: positive regulation of transcription by RNA polymerase I. Lineage: Eukaryota; Metazoa; Chordata; Mammalia; Rodentia; Muridae. The record is from RefSeq and is a predicted model, not a curated record.
CUCCAGGCUGGAGGCGGCUGUGAGGUCAUCGGUUGUCGCCCGACACUCUUGCACGUGGAGAGAGCGGGGUUUGCGCGCUAGCGGUCCACUGAGGAGCGGAGCUGCCUGCGCCCGCGCCUCCUGCCGCGGCCCUCCCGACAUGCCGGAGGAGGCGAGCCUCCCGCCGGCCAAGAGAUUCCGGCCGGGCUCCUGCCCUCCCGGGAGGCGAGUGGACAUGUUGGCGGCUGGCGGCGGCGGAGCGGGAGGAGGCCGCAGGCACACGCCGCCGCUGGCCCAGCCCUCGGCCAGCCCCUACCGCGAGGCCCUGGAGCUGCAGCGCCGGAGUCUGCCCAUCUUCCGGGCGCGGGGCCAGCUGUUGGCUCAGCUCCGAAACCUGGACAGCGCUGUCCUCAUCGGGGAAACUGGCUCUGGGAAGACAACUCAGAUCCCACAGUACCUCUAUGAAGGGGGAAUUAGUCGCCAGGGCGUCAUUGCGGUGACCCAGCCCCGGCGAGUGGCCGCCAUCUCUCUUGCUACAAGAGUCUCAGAUGAGAAAAGGACUGAACUCGGGAAGCUGGUUGGCUAUACAGUGCGCUUUGAGGACAUCACUUCAGAAGACACCAGGAUCAAGUUCCUGACGGAUGGCAUGCUUCUUCGGGAAGCAAUUUCAGACUCCUUGCUUCGGAAGUACAGCUGUGUCAUUUUGGACGAGGCCCAUGAGCGGACCAUCCAUACAGACGUGCUCUUCGGAGUGGUGAAGGCUGCGCAGAAGAGGCGGAAGGAGCUAGGGAAGCUGCCACUCAAAGUGAUUGUGAUGUCGGCUACCAUGGAUGUCGACCUGUUCUCCCAGUAUUUCAAUGGAGCCCCUGUCCUCUACCUUGAGGGUCGGCAGCACCCCAUCCAGACCUUCUACACCAAACAGCCUCAGCAGGACUACCUGCACGCGGCUCUCGUUUCCGUCUUCCAGAUCCACCAGGAAGCUCCCCCUUCUCAGGACAUCCUGGUGUUCCUCACCGGUCAGGAGGAGAUCGAAGCCAUGAGCAAGACCUGCCGAGACAUUGCCAAGCGCCUUCCAGAUGGCUGCCCUCCAAUGCUUGUCCUCCCUCUGUACGCGUCCCUGCCCUACUCACAGCAGCUCCGAGUCUUCCAAGGGGCCCCAAAGGGCUAUCGCAAAGUGAUCAUUUCAACCAACAUCGCUGAAACCUCCAUAACCAUUACAGGAAUAAAAUAUGUAGUUGACACGGGCAUGGUUAAAGCAAAGAAGUAUAACCCUGACAGUGGUCUCGAGGUGCUAGCUGUGCAGCGAGUGUCGAAGACCCAGGCCUGGCAGCGCACAGGCAGGGCCGGCCGCGAGGGCAGCGGCAUCUGCUACCGGCUCUACACUGAGGACGAGUUUGAGAAGUUUGAGAAGAUGACGGUGCCGGAGAUCCAGAGGUGUAACCUGGCAAGCGUGAUACUUCAGCUCCUGGCGAUGAAAGUCCCAAAUGUGCUCACCUUCGACUUCGUGUCUAAGCCAUCUCCAGAUCACAUUCAGGCGGCCAUUGCCCAGCUGGACCUGUUAGGUGCUCUUGAACAUAAGGAUGACCAGCUUGCCCUGACUCCAAUUGGAAGAAAGAUGGCAGCAUUUCCUUUAGAGCCCAAAUUUGCCAAAACUAUCCUCCUGUCCUCCAAAUUCCACUGUACUGAAGAGAUCCUCACCAUCGUCUCCCUGCUGUCUGUGGACAGCGUCCUGUACAACCCCCCUGCCCGGAGAGAGGAAGUGCAGAGUGUCCGGAAGAAGUUCAUCUCCAGUGAGGGGGACCAUGUCACUCUGCUCAAUCUCUACCGGACCUUCAAGAACACAGGUGGGAACAAGGACUGGUGCAAAGAGAACUUUGUCAACAGUAAGAAUAUGCUGCUGGUAGCUGAAGUCAGAGCACAGCUGAGGGAAAUCUGCUUAAAGAUGUCGAUGCCCAUCAUGUCAUCUCGAGGGGACAUGGAGAGUGUUCGCCGCUGCCUGGCUCACAGCCUCUUUAUGAGUACUGCAGAACUCCAGCCAGAUGGCACCUACGCCACCACGGACACACAUCAGCCAGUGGCCAUCCACCCGUCGUCUGUCCUCUUCCACUGCAAACCUGCCUGCGUGGUGUACACGGCUCUGCUCUACACCAGCAAGUGCUACAUGCGAGACCUCUGCGUUGUGGAUGCCGAGUGGCUGUACGAGGCCGCCCCUGACUACUUCAGGAGGAAGCUGAGAACUGCCAGGAACUGAGCACAGCAAGGCCAGCACCUGGACUACAGCCAUCUUCCGGACCCGUUCAUACUUAGACCCUAAGAGGCUGAAACUUGUUUGUACUUGGGGUUUGACUGGGCCGUUUGGGGUGACUGAAUUAACUUCUGAGCCUCAGUGUCCUUAUCUGCCAGAAAGGGGUAAGACUUGGAGUUCAGAGUAAUGAAGUUUAGAAAAAAAAAAAUGAAUAGAAGGUUACGCACAGAGUUGCCUGACAAAAGAUAAGAGAAUUGAGGACUUGUAAGCCAUUGUGAGUUGUGAUUCUAACUAGGUACAACACAGCCCCUGGAGCCCUUGGGUCGAGGAGGAGUUGCCAUAGGAAGCCACAGGCCCAGUCUUUUGGCCUUGGGUGGGGAGGGGGAGGAGUCACAGGAAGCCGCAGGCCCAAUCUCUUGCCCUCUGUGUUCCUCCUUCCACACCCUCCCCAUGGACCCCAGGACUAAGACAUGCUAUGCAGACUGCCACUGAGCCAGUCCUCAGCCUCACCUUCAGUGUCUACCUGUGUGUCUGUUAGAAAAUGGGAGCAACUGGCUCCCACGGGCAUUUCCAGAGCAAGGUAGAUUCUGACCUGUUGACCCUCACAGCUCAGGGUGUCACAUGCUCUCCUGUCUCUCCAAGCAGAGACCAGCAGAGGAGUUCCUUGGUACCUCUGUGGUUUCGUGUCCCCAGCAAUGCUUUCAGGAGACCUGUUGGUUUCCUGAAACAGGGAGCCAGCUUUUCAGUGCAGCGGCCUUCUGAAGCCUGGUGGUAAUGUUCUCUUUAACUGGGCACACUGUGUGCACACAGGGGAGGCCUCACCCAGUUCAGCUGUCUGCUGAGGUGGGGCCCUGGGUCAGAGCUGCUCGUGGGAAGGAGCCAGGCCAAGUGGUUAAUGGCUCAGAAGCCAGGAUGUCAGUUUGUCUUUUCUGCAACACCCAGUCUUUGUUUUGGGUUUUUCUGUUUGCUUGCUUGCUUGUUUUUUCUUGGGGGCAGUUGGAGGCAGGGUUUCUCUAUAUAGCCCUGGCUGUCCUGGAACUCACUCUAUAGACCAGGCUGGCCUUGACCUCACAGAGAUCCUCCUGUCUCUGCCUCCCAAGUGCUGGGAUUAAAGGUGUGGGCCACCACCCAGCCAGUCUUUGUAUUUUUGAUCUCACUGAUUUUUCAGUGUUCUUGGUGGGGCCUGGGGACUGUUAGCCUUGCUACUUCCUGACCCUGAGGGAAUUUUUCAGAGAAGCCUCUACAUCCCAUUCCUGUUUAGAAAAGAUCCCUCUUAGGAUUGUAGGAGCUGACAGUCCCUGGUGUGGCAGUACACGCAUCUUAUCAGUGCCAGCUGGGAGGCUUCCGGUUCUAGGCCAGCCUGAGGACUAGACCUUGUAUCUAGGUGGAAGAAGAAAAGCACACUUUCCCAGAGAAUGUUUGAACCUAGAAAAAGACCAAAUUUAGCUCUUUUAUUGUGCUUAAUUGGUCCAAACACAUCUGUACUACUAAGAUUUUGUCCUUUAUACAGUGAGUUAUAUUGCUUAUAAGCAAGGGGCCAGACUGCCUACAAGGUACUUCAAAGACAGUGGGCAGUUUCUUCACUCUGAGUCCAACAAGCUCUUUCCAGAGGGCAUAGCCUGACUGGGCACUUCAUUGCCAGGGUCUCAUUGGUCCACAGCUAUGUCUGCUGAGUCUGGUCUAGGCUUUAAUAUAGCCCAAGCCUCAGGCAAUCAGGCUUUAGCCGGUGCUUAGAGUUGUCAGGGUACUUGGGACUUUCUCUUUGAUAAAAUGGUUACAUUACCAACUUUCUGAAAAGCUCUCCAGAAAGGGUUUUCUUUUUAAGUGUAUUUUUUUCUAUUUAUGCAAGGUUUAUUUAGCCUUGCCUGGUAAGAAGAGCUUUCGUAUUCUUAAUAGAGCAUUUGUUGUGCUGGUUAAAGGAAUCAGCAAGGAGGCAGUUUACUCCUCAGCAAUGAACAUUCUCUGUUCCUCAGGAAACCAGCAGAUUGUUUUCUGGGUCACAGGAAGCUUAGCUUGCAGUGGCUGAGUGAGUGAGGGCUGGGAGGUUAACCUGGAGAGACUGCAAAACGGGAAACUUCACAGAAAACGACUGAA